Messenger RNA from Leishmania braziliensis MHOM/BR/75/M2904, 1395 nucleotides. RefSeq lists its product as hypothetical. The record is from RefSeq and is a predicted model, not a curated record. The transcript has a single exon. Bases 1 to 1395 code for a protein of 464 amino acids. Lineage: Eukaryota; Euglenozoa; Kinetoplastea; Trypanosomatida; Trypanosomatidae.
AUGCGCUACAUACCGUACAACAGGCGCACCUUGACCUCCAUGCGGUGCGUCUCGCGACCGUUUCGCAGCGCUGUACAGAGCCCGCACAGCCCAUGGGCACAACACAAGGAAAUCAUGGUCUCCCGCUACGGCCAGUGCAUCAUCUUCAACGCCCAGGAGAACGAGGAGGGACACAGCAACUUCUCCUUGUACUCCAUUUCCUCUAUUGGUCGCAAGUUCCGCACCCACAGCGCCAAGCUGCUGGGCCGCUAUCACGCCCUCGUCGCCAAUGGGCUGUCGCGCCUCGUGUUGCAUCACGCUCCGGUGGAGAACUCUUUCUUCGAACCGCUUGGCGCGUUGACAAACUUGAGGGAACUGGAGCUGGUCUCGUGCCGCGGGGUCACGUCCGUCGGGGGCGCCAGUCGCAUUAAAGGCCUAGAGUCCUUAACGGUCGUCUUUUGCCCUGUGGAGUCGGAUGGAGUCACGGGGCUGCGUCUCUCAAAACUCAAAAAAUUGACACUGCGGUCCUGCAGCAAGCUCUCCAACCUGAACGCUAUUCACUCUGAGACGUGUGCCUCAUUGGUGGACGUGCACGUUGAGAGCUGUGGCGUGUACGAUGACACGUCUUCCGCCUUCUUUGGCUACCUCAGCGCCAACCUGCGCACUCUCAAUCUCACCUCCACCUUCAUUGACACCGCCCUCACGCACAUUCCCACAGCGGCGCUAGAGUCACUGACAUCGUUGCUCGUGCCUGAGACGCCAUUCCACUCGUCAACCUUAAACUCACUGAAGGUAUCGUUGGCUAAGAAGCUGGAGCACUUGUCACUGGAAGGCUGUGAGGAAAUCACCGAACUCUCUGCUCUCGGAAGCCUAACGAAGCUCCGAUUCCUUGAUGUGUCGCGCCUGAGUGUGCUGCAGGACAUCGAGUGCGUUGCGCAGUGCACGGAGCUGGAGAUGUUCCGCUGCGCCGGGACCGACCUCAACAGUAUCGCGUUUCUCAAAAAUAUGAGGCACCUGCGCGUGCUCGACGCGACAAACACGGCGCUCACGGAUUACACGUUGAUCCACCUGGAGGAGUCCCCCGAGCUGGACACAGUAGUGCUGACUGGGUGUCUAUACAUCUCCAGCAUCAACGCCUUCCACCAGUGCCCCAAAAUACGACGCAUCUUGUGCGGGCGCACGGCCGUCACCAACGAGGGCGUGGAGAUGCUGACGGAGUGCGCCGCGCUGGAGGAGCUUGACCUGAAGAUGACGAACGUGACAGACGUGAAUCGGCUCGCCGACUGCCCUUUUCUCAAGGCCAUCAACGUUUGCGGGUCAAUCAUGAUGCAGGACGCGAUUCAGAGAUUACUGGAUAAGUCGUCCGUGGAGGUAAUCUGCGAUUCCUUUGAGGAGAAUGAUUAUAUGGACUGCUAG